This is a messenger RNA of Xyrauchen texanus (razorback sucker), 1139 nucleotides long. Its product is annotated as protein C19orf12 homolog. The transcript has 4 exons. NCBI's taxonomy places the organism in Eukaryota, Metazoa, Chordata, Actinopteri, Cypriniformes, Catostomidae. Bases 390 to 815 code for a protein of 141 amino acids. The record is from RefSeq and is a predicted model, not a curated record.
GAGUGGAAACGGGUAGAAGUCGGCAAAUGUCGCAGUUUUAUUUUUCGCAUUUUCAAUUUGUCAAUAACAAAAUAGCGCAAAAGGCGGAUGGAAAUAGGCUAUUUGACACUUGUGGGAUGAACUCAUAAAGCUUUUUCUGAUUCUGAUUUUAAAGUCAAAUUCAGUCAGACAGGCAUGUCCGGGCAAGCCUAUGUUGCGUGUGGAACUGUUGUUUAGACAUGGCUUAAAACAUCAAACAUCAAGAUCAGUCGUGGAAUAAUUACAUAUUGCCAUCAUUGUUACAGCGAUUGCAGAAAGCGUUCAAAGAUGAGAAGAAAAUCUGUCCAACCCAGUCUUUCUUCAGUUUAAGAUGUUCUUCAGGCAAAAGAGUAUAAAGUUAUAUUUCCAAGAUGCCGCCACGCAUCGAUGAUGUGAUGAAUCUAUGUUGCAAAUUAUCUGCAAAUCAACAAAUAAAGACAGCAGUGAAGCAGUCUGGAAAGGGGGCAGCAGCAGCUGGUGGAUUGGCUUUUGCAGGAGGAUUAAUAGGGGGUCCUCUGGGAAUUGCAGUAGGUGGGGCUGUUGGAGGUCUGCUUGGAUACUGGAUGACAAGUGGACAAUUUAAACCUCUUCCCCAAGUUAUAAUGGAACUGACUCCAGAUCAGCAGCGCAGGCUUUAUGAGGAUGUUAUGGGCAUCAUAGGCUCAAUAACAUGGACUGAUGUAGCACAGCUGACUGCACUUGUAAUGGGAAACGCCACACUCCAGCAACAGGUGACAGCUACCCUUCUUGGCUAUAUUCAAAAGGAGUUUCAAGCUGCGGUACACUAUGUGGACUGACACCUUUUAUGCCAGAAUUUCAAAAUCUUAUAAUCAAAGGCAAUACAGGUUGUUAAUUUAAUACUUGAGGGCAGCAAUUGAAGUUGGCAGAUGAAAAUGUUUUUAAUUUAUAUAUGGUAUAUAUAAAUCUGACAAAAACUGUAUAUUUUUCUUGAAGGCAAUUUCCUGGGAUAAUGUGUGGUUUUUUUUUAGGACAUAUCAGUAAUAACUAUAGUAUAAGAUGAUGGUUUGGGGUGUAGCUCUUAACGGAUAAUGCAGUUUACAGUUUUAACAUGUGUGAAUAUGAUAUUGUCGAAUGCUGAUAAUGUAUUGUUUUUGCUCCAA